ACGGUUUACACGGAACUACUUUCGGAGUUCACUCGCUUGUUAAUUUCGAUCCGUCAGGUUUGCCGGCAGCGGGCGAACGUUUCUUUUCGUAAUUUGCGUUAUCGCAAAAACUAUCAGUUUUUCAACCUGAAGUCGUCGGAUUCCAUCCGAGAAACGUUCCCAAGAGCGCAAUCAAACGAUUUAAGGCCAUCGUUCUCCUUGACAUCGUGUGCUAUCGUUUGGGUCUUGUGAAACCGUUUGCAACGGCGGAACCGUGUACUGCCAGCAGCAAGAUAUUUGCAUUUCGCGAUGUUUAGUCAUGACCGGGAUCAGGGUAGAAGCAGUCGUGGCGGUUCUGUUAGAACGGAAGCUACUAGCAGAGGAAGCAGUGAUAAUGGACGUGGACAAAUUACCAGUAGAUUUGGCACUCCUAGUAGAGGAGGUGUGAGUAAUGUACGAGGUGGAUUAAAGGGAAAACAGCCUGGUGGUGGCCUAAGAAAAAUGAAUUGGGAUCUUCGUACUUUGGAACCGAUACGCAAAGAUUUUUACAUAGAACACUCUGGAGUCAGAAACAGAUCCGAUCAAGAAGUAAAUCAAUUUCGAGAAAGUGCAGAAAUAACUGUAAAGGGUGAUAAUGUUCCUAAUCCUAUACAAUACUUUGAAGAGGGAACUUUUCCGCCUUAUGUGAUGGAGGGUAUUCGUAGACAAGGGUACUCACAGCCUACACCGAUUCAAGCUCAAGGAUGGCCUAUUGCUCUUAGCGGCAGAGAUCUUGUCGGGAUAGCUCAGACUGGUUCUGGAAAAACGCUUGGAUAUAUUUUACCCGCAAUCGUGCAUAUCAUACAUCAACCGCGCCUAAGCAACGGAGAUGGUCCAAUUGUUUUGAUCUUAGCACCGACGAGAGAAUUAGCGCAACAAAUUCAAGAAGUAGCUAACUGCUUUGGGGAGUCUGCAGCUGUGAGAAACUCGUGUAUCUUUGGUGGUGCACCAAAAGGACCACAGGCACACGAUUUGGAGAGAGGUAUUGAGAUAUGCAUUGCUACGCCAGGAAGACUUAUAGAUUUUUUAGAAAGAGGAACUACAAAUUUACGUAGGUGUACAUAUCUGGUACUUGACGAAGCCGAUCGCAUGUUAGACAUGGGAUUCGAACCCCAAAUACGAAAAAUAAUUGAGCAGAUACGUCCCGAUAGACAAGUGCUGAUGUGGUCAGCUACAUGGCCUAAAGAAGUUCGCGCGCUCGCGGAGGAUUUUUUGACGGAUUAUGUACAUCUUAAUAUCGGUUCUUUGACUUUGUCGGCCAAUCACAACAUCACUCAAAUUAUCGAUGUUUGUCAAGAAUAUGAGAAAGAUUCGAAGUUGAAUAGACUGCUUCAAGAGAUUGGCACUGAAAAAGAGAAUAAGACAAUCAUAUUUGUGGAAACCAAACGUAAAGUCGACGAUAUCACGAGAAACAUUAGGCGCGACGGAUGGCAAGCUGUGAGUAUUCACGGUGACAAAAAUCAACAAGAAAGAGAUCACGUGUUACAAGAAUUUCGUACUGGAAGAGCGCCGAUUUUAGUGGCGACCGACGUAGCUGCUAGAGGCUUGGAUGUGGAUGAUGUGAAAUACGUGAUAAAUUUUGAUUAUCCAUCCUCGUCGGAAGACUACAUACAUAGAAUUGGUCGAACCGGGCGUAAACGGCAGACCGGAACAGCAUACGCAUUCUUCACGAGUCACAAUAUGAAGCACGCCGGAGACUUGAUAGAAGUAUUGCAAGAAGCCGGGCAGAAUGUUAAUCCACGUCUUAGUGAGAUGGCGGAGAUGGCCAAGGCUGGAAAUUUCGCCGGCAGAAGUGGAAAACGUUUCGGUGGUUCUUCUGGUGGUAUCAGCACUGACAGGGGUAAUGCCCGAAGAACUAAUGAUAGUAGAGGAAGAGGCGGUUCGACAAGAGGAAGGGGUACAUCUCGCGCCGGGAGUGCUUAUCAGCCUCCCUCGAGUGCUUAUUCGGGAUCGGAUUACAGUAACUAUAGUACUAUAAAACCAAAUACUUCUUUGAGUCAGAACACGACGUACGGAUAUAGCACGCAGAGAAACUACGGACAGAGCAGUAUGCCUCAAAAUUACGGGGGUGGCGACAACUACGGAAGUGGUUAUUCAUAUAGAAGCACAACCUAUUAAUCACGUUUUUAGUGUGUGAUUGAUGGCACGUAAUAAUUGGACAGUGUAAAAUGUCAUGUUUAGUUAUAGCAAAUUCAGUUGAAUACACAUUCGAGUUUAUCGUUUUCUGACUGUUGUAAUAGUCGUAAUAGAUAAGGAUAACACAAGAAAUGAAGAUAAAGUUUGCGGCAUAAUAAAAAAGAAUAUUAAUAUAAUAAUACACGCCACGCUAUACUAUGAAACGAAUAACGGUCGAUUGAUGUUUGCAGGUCAUUAAACAUUUGUUAUAUCUAUAUGUCCACCGAUUGCAUAUUUCGAAUUUAACGCAAUGACUCAAAGAAGUAUCUACGCAAUUUCAAUCCAUUUCAACUUUGCAUGUUAUUCUCGUUCAAAAAAUAUUUGUCAACAUUAACAGAGAUAUAAGUUCCUACAUAAGUGUUAGAGUGCAAUUGUUCAAAAACCAAAGUUUUUAUUUUUCUUAAAUAAUUUUGAGUUCUCUUUUGCAAUAUCUAAAAUAUUUAUUUAUAAAUUUUAUGGAACGUUGCAGAAUUAUGAGAUAAUAUGUAUUUACGCAAAUUUUAUUUAUAGUAUAUUAUACUUUGUUGACUGAUGUUAGUACUUAAGAGAGGAAACAUUGAUUAUACACAACAUAUACACUAUGUCAAAAAAGAAUGUGAGAUGAAAGUUAUGUGAGUUGAAGGUAUUUGCAUGCAAUACCAAGACCAAAGAUGUUAGUAUAGUAAGUAAUAGUAAUUUAACAUUAGGUUCUCGUAUACGAUAUGUCCUAUUAUCGUUUCCUUUUUUUGUGAUGAAUUUCUUGACAGGCCUAGUUUUUUUGUUUAGAAAAGGACGACUAAAAAUUAUAUUUUGCCAUUAUUUUAUUUUUGCAUCUUAGAAAUAUUAUUGUUAAAAUCUUAAAUGAGUAGAAUCUGUUUAGAUUUUUCAAUAAACAUGAAAUUUGAUUUAUUAAAAAAUUUUAAUGUCGAUAUUAACACUUUCUCGACCGUUAUAUGUAUAUUCGGCUCUGCUGAACGCUUGAAGCCGUUCUAUUGUAUCAAACUGAUGUAAAAUCCGACAUUUCAUAUUACACGAUCUAAUAUAAGUGGUGCAAAAAACAGUAAACGUAAAAUUGUGAUGUGACCGAUUUCUGACUUGUACCAAAAUAUAAGCGUGAAUGUAAACGUAAAAUACGUGAGCGGUCGCAAAAGUGUUAAGCAAUUCUAUCUCCCAUUAAAUUAUGACUAUGAGAAAGUAAAAAUUUAUCAACGAAUAUGUAGAAAAAAAGUGCGAUUGUGGUGUGAGCCUUUAUACAUGAAUAUUAAUUAAAUUAAUAUCAUAUAUAAUUAACAUGCUAACGCACUAGUGAUACAGAUCUGCUGUUAGGCAAACAACCGAGUAGAUGAUUGUUAUUAAUUUGCGAUACUCCGGAAGUGGUUUGAUCGAUACGACUGCUUUGUUUUUAAUAUCUGUGAUACUGUAUACAUUCUUUGAUAAAUUGCUGGAAUUUCUUAGAAGAUAUUCAUAUGUAUCAUUCAUUGUUACAAAAUUAAUAAAGCUAACAUUUGCUCUCUUGAAAACCGCCUGCUAAGUUUUUAUCCUAUAUUUUCAAGGUAAAAUAUGUAUCUGUUUGAAAUAUAAUAAUGUUCGACAGCAGAAUACGUUCUAAUGUCGAACAUUUGACAGAAAAAAAAAUCUAUUAUCCGUUCUCAUCCUCUGGUUAAUAAUUGCUACAUAUGAAACAAUGGCAGUUUAUUUCCCGCUACUAUUAUUUCCGCAUAAACAGGAAACUGACUAACCAUCGAGGUAAAAUAUCACGUGUCCGUAGUGUUGUCGCGAUCCGAGUAAAGGGGCGC
Messenger RNA from Linepithema humile (Argentine ant), 3968 nucleotides. RefSeq lists its product as uncharacterized. Gene Ontology annotation, molecular function: ATP binding; RNA binding; RNA helicase activity. The record is from RefSeq and is a predicted model, not a curated record. Lineage: Eukaryota; Metazoa; Arthropoda; Insecta; Hymenoptera; Formicidae. Gene Ontology annotation, cellular component: cytoplasm; ribonucleoprotein complex; nucleus.